Messenger RNA from Tripterygium wilfordii, 1017 nucleotides. RefSeq lists its product as uncharacterized. NCBI's taxonomy places the organism in Eukaryota, Viridiplantae, Streptophyta, Magnoliopsida, Celastrales, Celastraceae. The record is from RefSeq and is a predicted model, not a curated record. The transcript is spliced from 3 exons. Bases 1 to 1017 code for a protein of 338 amino acids.
AUGAAACAAUUUCCUUCACAUGGCCUUAGUGUUUCUAGUUUGCGUGGCCAAGGUUACGAUGGAUUAAUUCUUGUGGCAAUAGCAAGGGAACACCCUCCAAUUUCAUCACUUUUUGACUUAGUCUCUCUCAUAGUGAAUGUGGUUGGGGCAUCAUGCAAGCGUCGUGAUAUGAUUCCAGAAAAUCAAACAAUAAGAAUUAUUGAAACUUUAAGUAGUGGUGAGAUUUCUAGUGGGAGGGGCCUCUAUCAAGAAAGUAUUAUUAGGGGGGCUAGUGACACACGUUGGGAUUCACAUUAUGGUACUUUAUUGAGCUUGAUAAGUUUGUUCUCAUCUGUGAUGGACGUGCUUGAUGCAGUAGUAGAGGAUGGUGCUACAUCUGAUAAAAAAGGCCAUGCCUUUAACUUAUCAAAAGUUAUGCAAUCUUUUGAGUUUGUGUUUAACUUGCACCUAAUGAGAAUUUUGUUAGGAAUCACAAAUGAUUUGUCGCAGGAAUUACAGAGGAAAGACCAAGAUAUAGUAAAUGCCAUGACAUUGGUUCGAAUAUCCAAAGAACGACUUCAAUUAAUGAGAAAUGAAGGAUGUACCUUCUUGAUAAAUGAAGUCUCAUCUUUUUAUGGUAAAAAUAACAUUGAAGUUCCUAAUAUGGAUGAUGUGUACUUACCUCAAGGAAGAUCUAGGCGGAGAGCUCAUGGAGAUGCAAAUCUUCAUCACUACCGAAAUGACACAUUUAACAUGUUGAUUCGCCUUGCCCAAUUUUAUCCAAAGGACUUCUCUGAUAUUGAGCUUUUGUCACUUGCAGAUCAACUUGAAAGUUUUGUUAUUGAUGUGUGCUCUAGCAUUGAUUUCUCAAAAAUUAAAGGAAUUAGUGAUCUUGCUCAGCAAAUGAUUGAUACUAAAAGACAUAAUUUAUACACACUGGUUUAUAGACUUUUGAGUUUGGCAUUGAUUCUACCAAUCGCAACUGCUACAGUAGAGAGAACUUUUUCUGCCAUGAAGAUUGUCAAGAAUCGACUUUAG